GAUUUGUGCAUUUGGUUGGAGGACAUGGACCUUGUUCUGGGCAAGUAGAAGUGAAUUCUGGAGGAGACUGGAUUCUAGUAUCUGAUGGAAAUUUCUCAUUACCCACAGCCCAGGUCAUCUGUGCAGAGCUGGGGUGUGGCAAAGCUGCAUCUGUCCUGAGGAACCUGCCCUUUAGAGAAGACAGUGAACAGGUCUGGGCUGAAGAGUUCCAGUGUGAAGGGCUGGAGCCUGAGCUCUGGUUUUGCCCCAGAGUACCUUGUCCUGGAGGAAGGUGUCCCCACAGAAGGGCUGUGCAAAUUGUCUGCUCAGGAUAUACAGAUGUCCGGCUCAUGAAAAAUGGCAGCUCUCAGUGUGAGGGUCAAGUAGAGAUGAAGACCUCUGGAGGCUGGAGAACACUCUGUGCCUCCCACUGGAAUAUGGCCAAUGCCAAUGUUGUUUGCCGUCAGCUGGGCUGUGGAGUCGCCAUCUCCACCCCAAAGGGGGCAUACUUUGUGGAAGGAGAAGAUGAGAUCUGGAGAGACCGAUUCCACUGCUCAGG
Messenger RNA from Ictidomys tridecemlineatus (thirteen-lined ground squirrel), 538 nucleotides. Lineage: Eukaryota; Metazoa; Chordata; Mammalia; Rodentia; Sciuridae. The record is from RefSeq and is a predicted model, not a curated record.